Messenger RNA from Setaria italica (foxtail millet), 929 nucleotides. Its product is annotated as histone deacetylase complex subunit SAP18. The record is from RefSeq and is a predicted model, not a curated record. Gene Ontology annotation, molecular function: transcription corepressor activity; transcription factor binding. The transcript has 6 exons. Bases 126 to 584 code for a protein of 152 amino acids. NCBI's taxonomy places the organism in Eukaryota, Viridiplantae, Streptophyta, Magnoliopsida, Poales, Poaceae. Gene Ontology annotation, biological process: negative regulation of DNA-templated transcription. Gene Ontology annotation, cellular component: nucleus.
AGGGUUUAUUGCCUCGCUUCGAGACACAUCCACUCCCGCACGCCGUUCCCCACCCACCUCUCCCGCGACGAAUCGGCGGCGGCGGCGGCGAGUUCCCCUGCGAGCCUUGGUGUUGAGGACGUGUGAUGGCGGGCAUGGGCGACAUGCCCAUGAGGCCGGCGCGGCCGGGCCCGCCGCUGCAGCACCGGGGGCCUCCGCCGAUGGCGCGCCUCCGCCCUGAACCCAUCGACCGCGAGAAGACCUGUCCUCUCCUGCUCAGGGUCUUUACGAGGGUUGCUGGCCAUCACCAAAAUGAAGAGUUUGCUGUCAGAGGGAAAGAACCAAAAGAUGAAGUUCAAAUUUAUACAUGGAAGGAUGCCACGCUCCGUGAGCUCACUGAUCUCGUGAAAGAGGUUGCUCUUCCAGCAAGGAAAAGAAACGCUAGGCUUUCUUUUGCAUUUGUGUACCCAGACAAGAAUGGUCGUUUUGUUGUAAGACAGGUGGGUUCAACAUUCGCAUAUGGUCAUGGAAGAGGGGAUGAUGCCAAAACUCUUGCAGAGCUUGGUUUCCAGAUUGGUGAUUACUUGAGCGUUGCGAUAAUGUAAACCAUGCCCAUGCUGAACUUGACGAAUGCCAGUGCUGAAAUCAACGACUGCACUGGACGUAACUGCUGUGAUGUCAAAAGCCCUGGGUGGCAAGGGGUGAAUCUCUGUUAGCACUAGGGAAUCGGACCAAAAUUCUCUGUAAUACUUGUACUGUCAAGGCAUUUUGAACCCUCAAGGCGUCUGGUGUGAUUGCUUGUUAAUAUGGUACUUAUCUGUGGUGCCUGGAGUUUACAAAUAUGAACAUCGUACGUUUUUUUUUCCAAUUGUAAUGUGCCUAUGGUUCCAUGCUGAGUAGGGCUGACUGAUAUUCCAAAGCCAACAAGUACUUGCCCCGAUCUGGUAACA